Messenger RNA from Puma concolor (puma), 1212 nucleotides. It is a transcript of the gene SUMO1, whose product is annotated as small ubiquitin like modifier 1. Lineage: Eukaryota; Metazoa; Chordata; Mammalia; Carnivora; Felidae. The record is from RefSeq and is a predicted model, not a curated record. Gene Ontology annotation, molecular function: protein binding.
UAGCGGAAGUCCCUCCAGCCGCGGUGUUGUGCUGUGGGGAAGAGAGACGGAUUUGUAAACCCCGGAGCGAGGUUCUGCCUACCCGAGGCCGCUGCUGUGCGGAGACCCUGGGUGAAGCCACCGUCACCAUGUCUGACCAGGAGGCAAAACCUUCAACUGAAGACUUGGGGGAUAAGAAGGAAGGAGAAUACAUUAAACUCAAAGUCAUUGGACAGGAUAGCAGUGAGAUUCACUUCAAAGUGAAAAUGACAACACAUCUCAAGAAACUCAAAGAAUCAUACUGUCAAAGACAGGGAGUUCCAAUGAAUUCACUCAGGUUUCUCUUUGAAGGUCAGAGAAUUGCUGAUAAUCACACUCCAAAAGAACUGGGAAUGGAGGAAGAAGAUGUGAUUGAAGUUUAUCAGGAACAAACAGGGGGUCAUUCAACGAUUUAGAUAUUCUUUUUAUUUUUUUUCUUUACCCUCAAUCCUUUUUUAUUUUUAAAAAUAGUUCUUUUGUAAUGUGGUGUUCAAAACGGAAAUGAAAACUGGCACCCCAUCUCUUUAAAACAUCUGGUAAUUUGAAUUCUAGUGCCCAUUAUUCAUUAUCACUUGUUUUCAUUGUGCUGAUUUUUGGUGAUCAAACCUCAGCCCCCUUCAUGUCACCCUCUCCUUUUUAAAAAAAUUACAUGUGUGCACAGAGAGGCCACCACCUUUUCCAGGACUGUGCAUUUUCAGGCUUGUGAUAAAUAAGAUCGACCAAUGCGAGUGUUCAUAAUGACUUUCCAUUUGGCCCUGAAGUUCUAGUAUGUGAUUGCUUCACUCCUGGACUAUGACUUUCAGUGGGAGAUGGAAGUUUUUCAGAGAACUGAACUGUGGAAAAAUGACUUUUCCUUAACUUGAAGCUUCUUUUAAAAUUUGAGGGUCUGGACCAAAAGAAGAGAAAUAGCAGGCUGGAGUCGAGAUGACAGAGAUCGUGAGAGUAAUGACUAACUCCAAAGAUGGCUUCACUGAAGAGAAAGCAUUUUAAGAUAAAAGAAAAGUCUUGUCAGAAGAUCCCAGAAAAGUUCUAAUUUUCAUUAGCAGUUAAUAAAGUUAUUCAUGCAGAAGUGUAUUCAACAGAACACUGCUCUUUUUGAUUUUAUUUGUACUUUUUGGCCUGGGAUAUGGGUUUUAAAUGGACAUUGUCUGUACCAGCUUCAUUAAAAUAAACAAAAUAUUUGUAAAAACCGUA